AUGUCAAACUAAUAUUUAGACUAGGAUCAGUUCGAGUAAGAUUCUAAUCAAUCUCAACUUUCAUACCCCCUUUAAAGAUUUUUUGAAGAGAGUUCAUAAAAUUUAGACUCAUACGAACAUAUGCUCCUCAGAUAAAAUAGAAAUUGGUAUUGCAAAUAGUGUGAAAAUCAAUAUGCCAAUCAAGCUUCUUUCACUAAACAUUGCAUAAGCAUACAUAAUAGUUCAAAAAUUUAUAAAAAUUAACUAUACCGUCGUAUUUAAAUAGGAAGACCAAAAGGUAAACAAUCAAAUAAAUGA
Tetrahymena thermophila SB210 is the source of this 297-nucleotide messenger RNA. RefSeq lists its product as hypothetical. The record is from RefSeq and is a predicted model, not a curated record. NCBI's taxonomy places the organism in Eukaryota, Ciliophora, Oligohymenophorea, Hymenostomatida, Tetrahymenidae. The transcript has a single exon.